This is a messenger RNA of Cuscuta campestris, 1012 nucleotides long. Lineage: Eukaryota; Viridiplantae; Streptophyta; Magnoliopsida; Solanales; Convolvulaceae. The record is from the annotation of a GenBank genome assembly.
CUGUGUGGAAAGUUUUGUGCUAAAAUUCCCAACAAAGUGGUAUCAGAGCUUUUGAGUUAGGUUCUGGUGGUUCUAGUAGCUUUUGAGGAUGUCGAGUUCGGGUUUGGGGUCUCACUUUGCCUUGCCUAAGUUCGAUGGAAAGAGUAGCUUCACUCUUUGGCAAAGAAGGAUGAAGGAUCUUCUUGUGCAUUUGGGUUUGUCUAGAGCCCUUAAAGGAGAUGAGGCGAAGCCGGAGAAAAUGAGUGACAAUGACUGGCAGGAGUUGUGCGAGAAGUGUGUCAGUACGAUCCGGUUGUGCAUUGCAGACUCUGUCGUUAAUUGUGUUAUUGACGAGGAGUCUCCGGCGGCGAUAUGGGAGAAGUUGGAAAAGCUGUACAUGGCGAAAAGCUUGACCAACAAGCUUCUUUUGAAGAGGCGGUUGUAUCGGUUGCGGAUGGAGGAUGAGGACACCUUGGUUGAACACAUGAAUGUGUUCAAUGGUUUAAUAGACGAGCUGAAACGGGUUGAUGUUAAAAUCAGUGAGGAGGAUCAGGCAUUGCUUCUUCUUAAUUCUCUCCCAGAUUCCUAUGAGAUUUAUGUGGAUACCAUACUGUGCGGCAAGGACACGAUUACCUUGGAGCAGGCACAAUCAGCUUUGUUGUCGUUUGAUGCGAGGAGGAAAGACAAAGCUGGGGUACGGAGUGACGAUGCAGUCGCGGCAAUUGCUCAUGGUGGUGGGAGAGGUCGUUCGUCUAUUAGGGACUACAAAUCAAAGCACGGAAGGUCUAAGUCCCAGAACGCACCUAAGAACGAGGUGCGUUGUUACAAGUGUGGCGAGCUCGGGCAUAUUAGGAGGGAUUGUCCUAAGAAGCGUGAGGGGAAAAAUGAUGCCAACUUGGUUCGAGAUGGAGAGACUGGAAGGAACAUUUUGAGACACUUCAAAAAGGCAUGACUAAGGUUUUGAGGUUAGCGGAUAACUCGACGGUGGCGGUCAUGGGUGUUGGAGUGGUGAAAAUGAAAAUGUUCGAUGGGC